AAUGAUUUCUGUAUUCUAAAAUGUCAUAAAAAAUAUGAAAUUCCAGUAUUUUUAACAAAUCAAAAAUUUAACUGAAUGAUUCAGUCAUUCGUUCAGUUACUGGUUUUCCAACCGCUCGGCGAAUAACGCGUGUGCAAGUAGACGAUUUACAAAAGCAUUUCGGCCAAAAAUAUAGGAACUAUAAUACAGCGAGGAAGACAAUUAAAUAUAAACUUAAUUUUUACUACAAAAAAAAAACAGAAAUAUAUAUUAAAUAAGAAGACAAGACACAGACGCUCUCAUUAAUUAAAAAUAAGUCAACCAGAUACACUACGUGCGAACAGUAUAUAAUGUCCUUUGAAUCCGCACUCCAUCGACAAUUCAAUUUACCUUGGGAAGAAGCAACCGAUAAAGUGCAACAACAAGAAGAAUCAACAGCAGACGAAGAGCCAACAACAUCCCAGCCAACCGAAAGCAGUCGUGCGGCACAGCAGCCGACACCUAGGCGUACAGAACUCCCCACCAAAUCGCUACGCAAUCCUCCCCUACCAUUACCAUUACAGCAAUUCCAAAGUAGUUGCAGCAGUCAUACGAUUUUUCCGCCACCUCCAGUUACUCAAGUGCGUCGACCAUCUCUGCAACUCAUUACCCAUCAUCCGUCCAGCAGCAAACAAUCGAGUUAUACGAAUAAGACCGCACCGAAUCCGCAAACCUACAAUCUCGUUCAGCAGAUUAUUCAAACCGUUGGUGAAUUGGAGAAUACCAUACUUGAGGAUCGGCAAAACGAUUUCAAUUUGCGUGUAGCAUACGAACGUCAAACGGAGAAGCUGAAGAAUAUGUGUCAGUCAUUGGAUAAUGAGAAAGAGCGUAAUGUGCGACUGAUGGAGCUAAUACGUGGUGUGGAUGCCGCCUCUGCGACUGAGGAUGACGAGCCGGAAAAUGCGGUUUCUCGUUGUUGUGCCACGGAGCGUUGGUCUUGCUCAUCGGAGGCAUACGAGUCGAUCAGUCCGUUGCUAAUGCAACAGAGAUAUGACGAACUCUCCAUUUCAUACAAAAAAUGCCGGCGACAACUUAUAAAAAAGGAAAAGCUGCUCACAUUAAGUCGUUGUGAAACAGAAACAGCAAAAGCACGUUGCGACAAUAUUUUAGAUGAGUAUCGCAUAUCACAGAAACGUUUCGAAGAGAUCUGCUUCAAGUAUCUGCAAUUACAGGCCCGAAAGAAUUUAGAGAUCCAACGUCUACGCGAUGCUCUCAACAAUGCCGGCGAAUGUAUUCUAAAUGCACAACAAUUAAUCGAUUGUUUGGAUGAAGAGACGAUUACAUUAUAUGCACAUCAAAAUGUGAACAACUUGUUUGAGCACAGUGACAAUAAUGAUAACCAGACUGAAACUAACGAAACGGACUGUAUAAGAGCAUUUAAGCAAAAUUUAGAGUUGUUUGUGAAGUCCUUGCGCCUCUGCCAGUGGGUACAGCAAAAUAAUAGCAUUUUACGUGAAAAUAACGAAAGUCAGCAAUGAAUUGCACGAUUAACAGUUAUAUCUACGAACUGAGUGUGUGUGAAUAAUGGAUUUGUUUAAAAAAAAAUUUGCGGAGAAAAAAUAUAUUUUAUACAAAUUUAUACUUACUAACUGUAAUAAAAGCAGUUUUGCAUCAAUGUUGUUCGCAUGAAGACAAAAAAAAAAU
Zeugodacus cucurbitae (melon fly) is the source of this 1662-nucleotide messenger RNA. RefSeq lists its product as uncharacterized. The transcript has 3 exons. Lineage: Eukaryota; Metazoa; Arthropoda; Insecta; Diptera; Tephritidae. The coding region runs from base 330 to 1496 and encodes 388 amino acids. The record is from RefSeq and is a predicted model, not a curated record.